AUGCCCUCUGAGACUGUCGAGACGCAGACUGCUGGCAUUUUAAAGCGAAAAGAGGUUUAUAAUGACCCGGCUGUCCGGUUAAGGGGUUUAUGGGCGCGCGCCGGGAUGGGAGGGCCAACUGCCAACUGCCAACUACCAACACUCCAUGCACUCCAUGAUAUCACUCAGUGUGGCAAUGUCUGGCUAAUGGAUCGAAUGCCACAACUUGACACAGAAUCGACACGGAAGCAGCAUUUGAUGCAAGGUCUGGCGUUGGCUUAG
Molecule: messenger RNA, 261 nt
Organism: Penicillium vulpinum
Lineage: Eukaryota; Fungi; Ascomycota; Eurotiomycetes; Eurotiales; Aspergillaceae
Exons: 1
Coding region: 1-261 (86 amino acids)
Source: RefSeq, a predicted model, not a curated record